UUUAACUGUUUUCGACGUGUAUUGAAGAUGGCGGAGUCUGCCGUGAGAUCAAAAGGAUGGAAUCUGACAGCAGAGGGAUUAACGUUUUGUUCAGCAGCAGCUGGAAAUUGUGUGUCCACAGAAAAAAUUAUAGAGGCAGCUAAAAAUACUGAUUUGCGUGAGAUUGGUGAAAAAUGGCUGCCAGAGGAUCUAAAUCGUGGAAAGUGUGAAUAUGUGGAAGGUCCUGGUGUUCUCCAGAUCCAGAAGAUCCGCAACAUUUCGGCCCCAAAGGAACAUGAGGAAUCUCAAACAGCACCCCGUAUGCUAAGACUGGCACUGACUGAUGGACAGCAGACCUGCAAUGCUAUUGAAAUGCAGAGACUGGAAAGGAUAGGACUUGACACCCCACCAGGUACUAAGAUCUGUAUAAAGGGAACAGUAGAGGUGGAGAAUGGCUUCCUCUUAUUAACCAACAAAAAUACAGUGUUUGUGGGAGGACGUGUCAACAAACUCGCGGAGAACUGGGAGCUUAAAAAGAUGCUAGCCGGACAAUCAAGAGCCAAUGUAGGCUCAGAAGGAGGACCCCCCUUGUUUGUCCCAUUUGGUCAGAGAAUACGAGAUGCAAAGGGUGCUGUCAAAGUCAAUAAAAGAGAUGACUUUAAAUCCAUUGAAUCAAAUAAGAAAGAGGAGAAGACGGCAGAGGAGAUUGAGUUUGAGCAGCAGAGGAAGGCUACUAUAGCUGAAGCACUGCAGGCUAAGGAGGAAAGCAAGCCCAAGACGUUUGGAGGGGGUACCAAACAGGUGGGGAUGGACAGAGAAAUAUCUAGGAUCGUAGAAAUGGGAUUCACAACUGAGGAAGCCAGCCGGGCGCUCAGACAAACCGACAAUGAUGUAGCAUCAGCCAUUAAUCAGUUGCUGACUGGGAGGAGUAACUUUAAGGACCGGCCAAUGAAUGACCGUGGUGACAGGCGGGGACCACAGCGGGACUUCAGAGAGGACCGACAAGACAACAGGAGAGAUGAUAGACGCGAUGACAGACGAGACGACAGACGUGAUGACAGAAGAGAAAACACGAGAGGUGGUCGGGGACGUGGCCGGGACAGGGAGGAAUUUGGGGAGGAUAUGGGAUCAAGUCGACCCUCAGGACCUGCCACAUUGUUUGACUUCUUAGAAACUAAGAUCAAACCAUCAAAUGAUAAAAGCAGCAAUACAAAAACAGAGAAAAACUCUUCCCAGAGUUCUUCGUCAUCAUACACAAAGUCACAAUAUCAGCACUCAACCAAUCAGAACCAACGAAACAGUGAUUCAGACUAUGGUCAAAGGUAUCAAGGGAAUGAUCGCGAUGAUAACCCCUCCUCUAAAAACUACCGUGGAGGCAGAGACUCUCGGCCCCAAACAGGUCCAGCCUAUGCCUCAAAGGGAGAAAACUCACAGAAACCUUCGUACCAUAAUAAUCAAAACAGUGAAAAGACCUCCACAAAGUCUAACUUUUCUAAUGACAGAGGAAAGCAAAGUUACAAUAAUCAGACAGGCAACCAGAGAGGUCAAAAUAAUUACAACAACGGACAGGUCAAUAGUAAUAGUUCUCGGCCAGAGGACCGAGGAGGUCAGAACAAUCAACGUGGUGCCUACAACAACAGUGGAAAUAGUAGUGACUCCAGUAGCCAGAGCCGUCCAGGAAAGUCACAGGGUUAUACCAACAAAAGAGAUGGAGGCUCAACUAAUCAGACAAGCUCAUCUCAGAACUACAACAGGCAGUCUGGUGCUCAAAACGACAGUCGCCAAUACGGAGGGCAAAAUGGAAACAAACCGUAUGGACAAGGUGAAAAUAAACCAUACGGACAAGGAGAAAAUAAACUAUAUGGACAAGGUAGUGAAAAUAAACCAUACGGACAAGGUGAAAAUAAACCAUACGGACAAGGUAGUGAAAAUAAACCAUACGGACAAGGUGAAAAGAAACCAUACGGACAAGGUAGUGAAAAUAAACCAUACGGUCAAGGUAGUGAAAAUAAACCAUAUGGACAAGGUGAAAAUAAACCAUACGGACAAGGUCGUGAAAACAAACCAUACGGACAAGGUAGUGAAAAUAAACCAUACGGACAAGGUAGUGAAAAUAAACCAUACGGACAAGGUGAAAAUAAACCUUAUGGAUCACAAAAUGACAAUAGGCAAUAUGGAAGGGAUAAUAACAGACAAUUUGGUCAAAAUGACAGCCGGCAGUACGGUGGUUCACAGAAUCAAAGUAGGCAAUAUGGGCAAAGUGAAAGUAGACAUUAUGGUGGGUCUCAGUCAGAACAGUUUAGACAGGACACUCAGCCUUCGGGAGGGCAGCAGAACUUUGAUCCUAAACAAAACAAGGAUUUCAGUAAAGGGCCACAAAAUACUCGGCCAAUGAGACAACCAAACCAGUCCGCAAAUAGUAACCAGAGAGGAACUAACAAGACAACUUAUCAGAACCAGCCACAGAACUUCCCUCCCCCAUCUGCAGCCCCUUUUAAGAAAGGUGACCCCUGUCUGGCUAAGUACUGGGAGGAUAACAAGUUCUACCCAGCUGUUGUCCGGGCGCUGUUUCAAGACCUGCCCACCUGUAUUGUGUUGUUCCCCGAGUAUGGAAAUGAGGAGGAGGUCAAUCUUACUGAUGUUAAACCCUUGAGCAUGCCCCCCAGUCAGUACCUACCUCAUCAACAGCCUCCCAAUCAGCAGUAUGUGGACUAUGGGAGCCAAUCACAGGGGCAACUACUCGGCCAUGACAACCACUUCAACACUAUGGAGUUCCGACGACGCCAAGCACGUCCUGAUCAGAAUAAGCCCACACAGGCUUUUUACCAACCUCCAAGUCAACGCCAGUGAUUGGACGGUUGACCCAGACAUAUCCUAGUCUAGUUUAUAGUGCUUCCCCGGUGUAAAAAAAUAUCAAGAUUAAGAUGGCACUUGUUCUACAGAACACCAGAUUGAUUGAUUAUAGAUAAAACGACUACUAGAUGCUCAAACUUUAUUUAAUUGUCUUGCGGCUUUACUAAGGCCAGUAAAUAUAUUUGAUAUAUUUGUUUAAUUGUAUACAUUUAUAUCAAUAUGGUCAAUUUUACAUCAAUUCUGUACUUGGUAUUUACAUUUUUCAGGUCAGUGUUAGUUUUUGUCUUUAUAUAUUUUUGUUGCAUAUAGUUGCAUUUUUAUGUCAACUUGAUAAAAAGAAUCAUGGCUGUUUUAUUUUGAUUAUUUAGAUAUACAUCUACUUCUGUAAACAAUGUUCCUUAGUAUUCUUGGUACAUGAAAUGUACAUCCGGUUGAGGAUGCAUGCUACCUUACUGUAAUGUCCAUCAGCUUAAGGAUUGUACAUCCGCUUAAGGAUGCAUGCUGCCUUACUGUGAUGUACAUCCGCUUAAGGAUGCACGCUACCUUACUGUGAUGUACAUCCGCUUAAGGAUGCACGCUACCUUACUGUGAUGUACAUCCGCUUAAGGAUCCAUGCUACCUUACUUUAAUGUACAUCAGCUUAAGGAUGGAUGCUACCUAACUGUAAUGUACAU
This is a messenger RNA of Mizuhopecten yessoensis (Yesso scallop), 3506 nucleotides long. RefSeq names its product tudor domain-containing protein 3-like. Gene Ontology annotation, biological process: mRNA processing. Gene Ontology annotation, cellular component: nucleus; cytoplasm. Gene Ontology annotation, molecular function: RNA binding; protein binding. Lineage: Eukaryota; Metazoa; Mollusca; Bivalvia; Pectinida; Pectinidae. The transcript is spliced from 13 exons. The record is from RefSeq and is a predicted model, not a curated record. The coding region runs from base 28 to 2829 and encodes 933 amino acids.